AUGAGUAAUGAAUGGGCACAACACAAACUCAGUCGAACAAAACUUGGACGAGAAUUGGAGCAAUUAUUGUUUGACCAUACGUAUUGGGAUAGAUUGACAAAUAUAGUUUCAUUAUAUGAGCCAUUAUACGUGGUGCUUCGACUUGUGGAUUCUGAAGUUGUUCCCACAAUGCCAUUUGUGUACGAGCUUAUGCACGUGAUGAAAGAGAACCUUAUUCGUCAAGGAGCUGGAGAUUGGAUGUUCAAAAUAAUACAAGAUCGUUGGCAGAAAACACUAAAACAUCCACUUCAUGCAGCAGCAUACUUCUUGAAUCCAAGAUUUCAAUAUAGGCGUGGAGUUGGUAGUGAUCCGGAACUACUUCAAGCUGUCCAUGAUGUUUUUGCAAAAUUAGAUCCAACUACUGAAUCGCUUGGUCAAUUUGGAAAUGAGCUUGUACUUUUUCGAGAUGCAAAAAGAGGAUUCGGUGAUCGAGCGGCAAUUGCAUCAAGGUCAACCAUGGUGCCCGCUGCACAGAAGGCUACUCAAGAGGUUGUAGUUGAGAAGAAGGAGAUCAGAGUUAUGGAGUAA
Messenger RNA from Vitis vinifera (wine grape), 567 nucleotides. RefSeq lists its product as uncharacterized. The transcript is spliced from 4 exons. Bases 1 to 567 code for a protein of 188 amino acids. Lineage: Eukaryota; Viridiplantae; Streptophyta; Magnoliopsida; Vitales; Vitaceae. The record is from RefSeq and is a predicted model, not a curated record.